AUGGCGAAAAAGGUAAAACUCCAUGGAAUCUUUGCAGUCAACAAACCACGCGGCAAAACAUCGGUCGAAAUCCUAGAAGUGAUAAACAAAGUAUUCAGAGCUCAUGCAGCAGCAACACGAAUAGAAAUGACCAAACGAAAGGUAGUGAAACUGGGACAUGGGGGAACUUUGGAUCCUAUGGCCUCAGGUGUGUUGGUGGUGGGUGUAAAUGACGGUUGCAAGGAAAUAAACAAGUACACGUUUUGUGAUAAGGUAUACGAAGCUGUUGGAAUGUUUGGCAUUUCUACGAACACUAAUGAUUCGGAGGGGAAAAUUAUCCAACGCACUCCUACUGAACAUAUCUCUCGCGAAAAAUUAGAAGCAUUACUACCGAAAUUUGUUGGUACAAUAAAUCAAGUACCACCAUUAUUUUCAGCGAUUCAUAUGGACGGUAGGCGACUUUAUGACUAUGCUCGUUCCGGUGAAGAAUUGCCGCGCGAAAUAGAACCGCGACCAGUGAUUAUUCAAUCGAUAAAACUUUUGGCGUUUACUAGAGAACAUAAAUACUCGGAACCCACAGGGACGUCAUCAAAUUACAACGAGGAAUUUGAAGACGAAACAGAAAUAACAUCAGAAAUUGAUGGGAACAAUAGUAAUAAUAUGGAGCUUACGGUAAAAAAAGGGUUCCGGCGGCAAUACGUACGGCCAAAAAAGCGUGCAGUCCCUGAAAUUCAAGAAAAGAAGCAAGAGGAUGGUGUAAAAACGAUAUAUCCGAUAUUCAAAAUAAACGUCAAAUGUGGCAGCGGAACCUAUAUACGAUCAUUGAUUCGUGAUAUUGGCGAAGGGAUGGAUAGUGUAGCACAUAUGGUUGAACUUGUGAGGUUGGAACAAGGUGAAUUUAAAUUGGGUGAGGACGUUUUGGAGUUUGAAGAUUGCCUAGAAUUUGAUAAGAUUUACGAUGCCAUUAAUAACCAUAAUAGAAAAUUGAGGCAGUUGGAAUACAGUCGAAGAUAUUAA
Ambispora leptoticha is the source of this 996-nucleotide messenger RNA. The record is from the annotation of a GenBank genome assembly. NCBI's taxonomy places the organism in Eukaryota, Fungi, Glomeromycota, Glomeromycetes, Archaeosporales, Ambisporaceae.